This is a messenger RNA of Musa acuminata AAA Group (dessert banana), 714 nucleotides long. RefSeq names its product jacalin-related lectin 3-like. The coding region runs from base 85 to 552 and encodes 155 amino acids. The record is from RefSeq and is a predicted model, not a curated record. The transcript is spliced from 3 exons. NCBI's taxonomy places the organism in Eukaryota, Viridiplantae, Streptophyta, Magnoliopsida, Zingiberales, Musaceae.
UCCAUCCACUCUCUCCCCAUCGAGUGUUUGUGUUUGUGUUUGCAUAUCAUCUGCCGUGAGAGGAAUUGCUUCAUAAGCUCGCUAAUGGCUUCAAACCAGAUCAAGACGGCCGCGCAUGCUCGAGGGGGCGUCCCCAAAUGUCCAUGCGACAGCGAGUCUCGUUGGAGCAUGGAACCUGCUGACAAAAUCACAGGCAUCAGCGUCGGCGCUUCUUCAUGCGUAAACUCUAUUAAGAUAACCUUCGACAUAGACGGAAGCACUCGCGUAACUCCCAGAUACGGCGGCCCCGGCGGUGAACUAUUCCAGUUUACUCUCAUGCCGGAUGAAUACCUCACCUCCGUUUCUGGGUAUGUCAAGCACGACUGUUCUGAAUUCCCUUGUGUAUCUCAACUCACGUUCACCACCAGUCUUGGAAAGACAUAUGGUCCAUAUGGAGGUGGGGGUGGAACCUUUUUCCAAGUCAAUGUAGAAUAUGACGAGAUUAAGGGCUUUUUUGGACAUGCAACGACCGAGUACCUCACUGCAUUUGGAGUCUACGUGAUGCUGGCUUAGCCAUCUCUUGUGGAGGGUGUUUACUAUCUAUCUCUGUGUGCCAUGAUGAAUAAGGAUGCCAAUGUCCUGGCAUCUAUGUUUGAGUUGGGUGUCUGUUUACUAUCUAUCUAUCUUCAUGCACUAAUAAUAUGAUGAUGUGUCUCGUUGGUGACAUUUGCAACA